CAACGAAAGGUAAAGGCAAAUUAAGGUUUCCAUGGAAGGGGAAGCUGGUUCGUACGGGGAAAUGAAGCCGAACGUCGUCGUUAAACAAAGUAAUGGCGAUGUUGUAGGUGAUAAUGAUGUUGGGAAUCUGGGAUCCGUUGAAACCCCUGAUUUUCUUUCCGAGAAAAAAUUCCCAACCUGUUCUGUAGCAAUGCCGGCAUCUGGACUAAAUACCGCAAGCCCAGCUACAUCCCAACUCACCAUCUUCUAUGAUGGAAUUAUUUGUGUGUUUGAUGCAAUUCCAUCGGAAAAGGUGCGGGAGAUUAUGCUUAUUGCUGCAACAGCUGCUGCUGGUGCUGCUAAAUCUGCUGACGUGAAGAAUGUCGCAAUUGAUUGUGCCACCACUUCACCUGUUCUUACGAGGUCUCCUUCACUUCAGAGUACUGCAACAGCAACUGCUUUGGCUUCACCACAGGCACAAGUGUAUUCUAUUAACAGGCCCACCUUCUACAAACUGCAAGCUGAAUUACCAAUUGCAAGGAGACACUCCCUUCAGCGAUUUUUGGAGAAGCGGCGGGACAGGCUGGUGAACAGGAACCCAUAUCCUAAUCCAUCAACACCAAAAUCAUUUGACGACACCAAAGCUAACCCCGGUGUUGCAGCUUCACCGGAAUCAGGUUGCUUUGGUAAAUCACCUGUUCCUCAAGAAGAAUUCCAACCAAAAGCUCCAGCCCAUGCUGUCUAAGCAAAACAUAUGUCAUGUUGUAGCUGUGUUAUCUUAUUGAAAUGCAAAGUGCACUAGAAUAAUGACCUUGAUAAGCCUUUGGAAUUGAUGUGUAUUGCGAGUGUACGACUCAAAAUAGGUCUCGUGCUAGGUCUUGCUAUUAUUUUCUAUUGCCUCUAGGGGACAAUUGUGAUGUCCAUAAAACCCGGUUACCCUGUCUCUAAUAUGUCUCACAAUUGACAAACUAAGCUAUCUAGGGUAUGGUAUGCAUGUAAA
Molecule: messenger RNA, 979 nt
Organism: Hibiscus syriacus
Lineage: Eukaryota; Viridiplantae; Streptophyta; Magnoliopsida; Malvales; Malvaceae
Product: protein TIFY 3B-like
Exons: 5
Coding region: 32-724 (230 amino acids)
Biological process (GO): response to wounding; regulation of jasmonic acid mediated signaling pathway; regulation of defense response
Cellular component (GO): nucleus
Source: RefSeq, a predicted model, not a curated record